Molecule: messenger RNA, 654 nt
Organism: Moesziomyces aphidis
Lineage: Eukaryota; Fungi; Basidiomycota; Ustilaginomycetes; Ustilaginales; Ustilaginaceae
Source: the annotation of a GenBank genome assembly
AUGGCGUCGGCACGCAUCACUUUUGACGACUUCCAAAGUGCAUGUUGCACCUACCUCGCCCAACGCGAUGCGCUUAGCACGCCUCAGCAGCACCAGCUGUCGUGGGCGUCGUACGCACCGGGCUGGACAUGGCAAGACGCCCUGCUUCCCGGUCCGGCCUUUAGCGGCACCGCAGGCCUGCAUCGGUCCUAUGCCAUCAUCGCCCACCACAACACUACUGCAGAGGAAAAGCACGCGCUUGAAGACGAGAUGUGUGCUUCGACACAAGUGGCUGACGAUACGGACGAUGCCACAUAUACCCCGACGACGACGCGCAGAGUGAUACAGUUGGAACAAUCGAUCCACUGGUCGCCCGUCUGGAGUGUGCCCGUGCUCUACUUUCACGCUACGCUCAACGAUCGUCCUAUCAGUCUGGACGAUUUGCAGGGCGUCGGUAUCGUUCACGACGCGGGGACGCUCGCUGCGCAUCUGGGUGAGGCGUUGCAGCCGGUCUCGGUGGGUGACCAUCCGCGCUCCGGACUACCGAGCUUUUAUUUGCAUCCGUGCAACACCAGUUCGGCCUUGUCUUCGCUUCUCGCCCAGGAUGAGGAGGCGCAGUAUGUGGCGAGCUUCGUGGCGCUGUGCGCGUCGGCUGUCCAUAUGCGUCCGCCUUGA